AUGUGCAUUUGGACAUUGUUUUUAGAACAAUGUUUGACUCUUUCAAGUUUUCUUUGGACCAUCUUGAUUUUAUAAAAAAGUUGUUUACUGACUAGAUACCCAAUUUAAAUAGCUUUAGAAUAUCUAAAGACUAAUUAAUUUACACUCUAAGCUAUAAUUGCAUUUGGAUUGCCAAUAAUCGCUUCAUCAUUAAUUUUUGUAAAAUUAAAUAUUUGUCAACUUGAUACGCUCACAUAAGUUUCGACAAAACUAUUCUGGGCAAUACAAUCGAUUUUAACAAUAAUAUUCAUUGGAAUAAUCGCCUAUCAUAUCAUAAGGGUUCAUUUGAAUUGCAAGUUUGUAAAGAAUAUAGAAUAAAUUAAGGCCAAAUUAUACUUAGAAAUUUUAUACUGCCCCAUAAUAUUACUGUUUUCAUUACCGUGGAUUGUGUAUACAAUUUUCAAUUUUGAAUUAGAUAAUUCUGAGGAUGUGAAAAUCCUUCAAGGGUUAUUUCUUUUAAAAAACUCGUAAAUGAUUUUCAGUACUUUUCUUUUUGGAUAAAAUUCGGCAUUCCAAGUGGCUUUCCUUGAAAAUGCAUGCCCAAUUUUAAGAAAAACUUAUUUGGCAAAAUAUGAUUUUGAAAAAAAAAAUAAUUAGUCAUAAACUUUAAACAUCGAAAUUUGUAAUACUUUAUGUGCACAAUUAUUGAUAAAAUGA
Molecule: messenger RNA, 696 nt
Organism: Paramecium tetraurelia
Lineage: Eukaryota; Ciliophora; Oligohymenophorea; Peniculida; Parameciidae
Exons: 4
Source: RefSeq, a predicted model, not a curated record